AGAUUUUUAUGACACAACCCACACACAAAAAAAAAAGAAAACUAAGAAAACAAAAUUGACCCUUACUUUUCUAUUCCUUUGCUUCCAUUAAGAUAUCAUUUGUGGGUUUUUUGUUCUUUGGCAUUGACAUUGGUUUCACUUUUGGUGGUUUGAGUCAUUGUUCAUUUGCUUAAAGGGGUGUUAAGUUCCUUUCCUUAUUUGUACCAUUUGUUGCCAUUGUCACAUAAUCUAUUGUCUGGUUUGUUUUUUGAAACCUAACAAGGUUCUUGCUUUCAUCCAAAUGAAAACCCUUUGAUUAGGCUUUUUUGGGUUAUACCCUUUUUCAUUUCACAGUUUUCCAUUGGCUUCUUGCAAGUUUUGACUGAGAGAAGGUUUUGGAUGAGUUUUGAACUAACCCCACAAAUUUGGAUUAUUAGUUUAAGGCUUUUUAGAGCACAAAGUUUGAAUUUUUCUUAUGUUUAUGAGAACCCAAAUCUGUGUUGAGUUUGAUAAAGUUUGAUACAGUCAAAGGGUAUUUUAUUUUAAUGAUUUAAAAUGCCUCAAGAAAUUGUUUACUUUGCAAUUUGUUGACGCAUUUGUCUUUAUAAUGAGACUACAGAACUGUGAAAACUGUUCCAUUCUCUUCUAGCUUUGAGGGUGAAAGAAAAGAGGUUCAUUUACUUGUAUAAAGCAUAUUGGGUUUUAUUUUCUUAUGGUGUCGAAAUUUUGGAUUUUGUGUUGUAUUAGGUGUAAUAGAAUCAUAAAUUUUACUCAUAAGGGGUUUGGAAUUUGAUGUAUUGUGUAAGAAGAUUUGACUUUUGAGAGUAUUAUAGAUCACACAUAUUUUUUAUGAAGAGAGUGUUGUGCUAAUUUAUUGUGGUGGUUGAGAAUUUGAGCUUAAUUUGUGAAGAAAAAAGGGUUGACAUGGCUGCAAAGUUGUUGCAUUCUUUAGCAGAUGACAAUCAAGAUCUGCAGAAGCAGAUAGGAUGUAUGACCGGAAUUUUUCAACUCUUUGAUCGUCAUCAGAUUGUUACCGGUCGUCGCAUUAGCCAGAAGAGACUUCCUUCUGGUAAUUUGCAAUUCAGUGAUGACAGCUUGGAAAGAGAUUCUGAUAGCAUCCGACAUCGACAAAUGGCAAAUGAUACGAGCUUAAACAGAGGUCAGAAUGAAAAGCAAAGAAUUUCAACAGAAUCAUCGAGAGCAUCAUUCUCUUCUUGUUCAUCAUCGGUUUCUUCUCUAGACUUUAAGGCUGAAGUAGAGACUUCCUUUGACAGGAUUAUUUUGCCUGAAACUCCUUCAAGGGAAACAGUUAUGAACCAACCAAAUGUCUCUCCUCGUUUAGGACGUCACUCACUUGACCUGCGUGAUGUGGUGAAGGAUUCAAUGUAUAGGGAUCCUCGAGGGAUGUCUUCGAAAUCUAUGGCCAAAGAGCAAUCUUCUGUUCAUGCAUUGAAGCACAGGGGUUCACCGCGACCUCCUCAGCUUUCCAAAUAUGUUGAUAGAUCUUAUGGAGUUGAAAUAGAUGCAAAGCAAAGUGCGCCUAUUGAUCUAAAGGAGUCUAUCCGAGUCCUUUCGAAACUUAGAGAAGCACCUUGGCAUUAUGCUGAAACUCGAGAACUACCAAGAUCAUCACAUGAAGUAAAAGACGGACACUGGCAUUCCAUCUCAAAGGAUGUCACUCCUUGGUUAGCUUACGAUGGAAGAGAAACGAGUCGUUAUUCUUUUGAAUCGCGAGAGACCAUAAAAUCCACACCAAAGCUAAAAGAGGUUCCUAGGCAUUCACUUGAUAGUAAGGAAGGUCCGUGGCGCACUUAUAGUUCUGAUUCAAAGCCGAGUCACAUCUCAAGAAACGUUUACAGUGGCACCUCCACCACAAAUGAAAAAUUCUCUAGUCUACAACAGUCUCCACCAACUCAAAGUCGGCUACCGAGUGUUGUAGCAAAGCUGAUGGGCUUGGAAGCGUUACCUGAUUCAUCUUUAACUGGUGAUACUCAAUCAGGUUCAACUGAAACUUAUUCAGCUCAAGAUUAUGGUCAGUUUCCAAGAUCAUCAAAAACUGGAUUCAUAAGGCCACUCCGAGUUUCUAACUCUCCGAAAAUCUCAUUGAAAGAUCCAACUUCCCCAAGGCGGAAGAAUCAGGACGUGGUUAUGAAACCGGUCUCUAGUUCAAAGUUUCCGAUUGAACCAGCACCAUGGAAGCAGCAGGAUGCAAAUAGAAACUCUCAGAAACAAAAUUUAAGGACAACAAAAUCUCCUACAGCAAAAACGCAAGAUUCGUUUCCUUCGGUUUAUAGCGAGAUAGAGAAGAGAUUGAAAGACCUUGAAUUUAAACAAUCUGGAAGGGAUCUUAGAGCACUAAAGCAGAUACUAGAAGCAAUGCAAGAAAAAGGGCUAUUAGAGAGUCGAAAAGAAGAACAAGUUCCGAACCUUGUUGGAAGUCAAAGUGACUAUGAACCUAAAGCUAUCAAUCAAAUUCAGAAUUCUCGGUCAGUAAAGCAACAAAAUCCCCAGAGAAACAAUUUUCUAUCUUCUACAAUCAAAGGAACAGACUCAACAAGGGUUUUUGAUUCACCAAUAGUUAUAAUGAAACCGGCAAAACUUGUUGAGAAAUCCGAGUUUUCUGCGUCUUCAGCUAUUCCAAUUGGUGGCUUUUCUGGUUCCAAUAGAAACAACAUAUCUUCUACUCUAGUAACAAAAGAACAGUCUCCUAAGAAUAUUCGCAGGGACGCUUCUCCGGUUUCCAUUGAUAAGAAAACAAGUAUUACCAAGAGUACUACAAGAUCUGCACAAUCUCAAUCAAGGUCUCAACAAUUUUCAAAAGAAAAUAACCAAAGUCCGGUGAAGAAUUCAGGAUCAGUGAGUCCAAGAUUGCAACAGAAGAAGUUGGAGUUAGAGAAGCGAUCUCGUGUGCCUACGCCGCCAUCGGAUUCAAUCAAAUCCAGAAGACAAUCUGGUAAAAAGGCAGUGGAAUCAGUUUCUCCAGGUGGAAAAGUAAGACAAAGAGUCCUUAACUCACAGCCUAGUGAAGAGCAAAUGAGUGAGUUAAGCAAUGAUUCUAGAAGUUUUUGUCAAGGGGACGAAAUUUCUCUUCAAUCCUACAGCAUCACGGUUGACUCAAAAUUCGAUAUUGAAGUCACUAGUAGUUUACAGUCUACUGAAAUUGAUGACAACCAAAGUCCAUCUUUGAAGCCAAUGAAACAAUUAGUUUCAGAAACAGUUCAGAAAAAAUCAACUCCAAGAUUGGAUGAGGGUGAGACAAUUGCAGAACUUGCAACUAAGGCGCCAGAACAUCUGAGUCCUAUCUCAGUUCUCGAUGGAUCAAUGUACAAAGAUGAUGAGUCAUCCCCGGUAACGCGGAUACCUAAAGAUCCAAAAGCUGGUAAUGCUCAAGAAUCCAAAGACAAUGAGGUCAAAGAUCAGUGGAAACCUGAUGACGGCCUUUCAUUUAACACCGCAGGAUCUGGAGAGAUCAACCGCAAGAAACUACAAAGCAUAGACCACCUUGUUCAGAAGCUUAGAAGGCUGAACUCCAGCCACGACGAAGUGAGAAUCGAUUACAUUGCUUCCCUCUGUGAAAACUCAAAUCCAGACCAGAGAUACAUAUCUGAAAUACUACUAGCUUCAGGUCUCUUACUCAGAGACCUGAGUUCUGAAUUUCUGACGCUUCAACUUCAUUCAUCGGGUCAUCCUAUUAACCCGGAGUUGUUCCUCGUCUUGGAGCAGACCAAAGCAAGUAGUUUGGUUUCAAAAGAAGAAAGCAGCUUCGAAAAAGCUGCUUUCUCGAAGCUAAAUACUGAGAAAUUUCACCGAAAACUCAUCUUCGAUUCUGUGAAUGAAAUUCUUGGUGCAAAACUAGACUAUUCUCUGGAGCCAUGGUUUCAACCUAACAAACUCACAAAGAAAACACUCAGUGCUCAAAAGCUUCUUAAAGAACUAUGCUUCGAGAUAGAAAAAGUUCAAACCAAAAAAGCUGAAUGCAUCUUAGAAGAUGAAGAGGAUGAUGGUUUAAAGAGUAUGCUUUGUGAAGAUGUGAUUCAUGGAUCAGAAAAUUGGGAAAAUUUCAAUGGUGAAAUACCUGGAAUUGUAUUGGAUGUUGAGAGACUGAUAUUUAAGGAUUUGGUAAACGAUAUUGUGAUCGGUGAAGCGGCUGGUUUGCGAGUUAAGUCAUCGGUUAGGCGUCGGAAACUAUUUGGAAAGUAGUUUUUUUUCUCUUUUCCUUUCCUUAAUUUCUCACUGAUAUUAGAUCUUUAUAUUCUUGUCAUUUGCAUAUAGUUUAUUUUCAGUGUCACGCCAUAUACUAUAGAGCUACGAUUAUUAUUUUUUGUGUAAGGUGUAAAGAAAUUUGACUUACCAUGGAUUUGUGGAAUACAUACUAUAUAAAAACUAAAUCUCUUCAUGUAGGAAGGUAGGAGUGUAUCAACAAGGUGGUUAAAUGUUGGUGUUUUA
Molecule: messenger RNA, 4425 nt
Organism: Cicer arietinum (chickpea)
Lineage: Eukaryota; Viridiplantae; Streptophyta; Magnoliopsida; Fabales; Fabaceae
Product: protein LONGIFOLIA 1
Biological process (GO): regulation of monopolar cell growth
Source: RefSeq, a predicted model, not a curated record